Messenger RNA from Neopelma chrysocephalum (saffron-crested tyrant-manakin), 4457 nucleotides. It is a transcript of the gene RPTOR, whose product is annotated as regulatory associated protein of MTOR complex 1. Gene Ontology annotation, biological process: positive regulation of cell growth; cellular response to amino acid stimulus; cellular response to starvation. Gene Ontology annotation, cellular component: TORC1 complex; cytoplasm. The transcript is spliced from 36 exons. The record is from RefSeq and is a predicted model, not a curated record. The coding region runs from base 124 to 4248 and encodes 1374 amino acids. NCBI's taxonomy places the organism in Eukaryota, Metazoa, Chordata, Aves, Passeriformes, Pipridae. Gene Ontology annotation, molecular function: protein binding; protein-macromolecule adaptor activity.
UGCGGAGCGCCCCUUCCCGCCGCCCUCGGCCCGUCGCCCCCCGUCCCGGCGGAGGGACCCCCGGCCCCGCUGGGUGCCGGGCUGGACAUCGCCGCGCACGUGCCGCCCGGAGCCGCCCCGCCGAUGGAGUCCGAGAUGCUGCAGUCGCCUCUGCUGGGGCUCGGCGAGGAGGAUGAGUCCGACCUGACGGACUGGAACCUGCCCCUGGCCUUCAUGAAGAAGAGGCACUGCGAGAAGAUCGAAGGCUCCAAGUCUUUGGCCCAGAGCUGGAGGAUGAAGGACCGGAUGAAGACUGUAAGUGUUGCCUUAGUUUUGUGCCUAAAUGUCGGCGUGGACCCUCCUGAUGUGGUGAAAACGACUCCCUGUGCCCGCCUGGAAUGCUGGAUCGAUCCUCUGUCCAUGGGGCCUCAGAAGGCUCUGGAGACCAUCGGGGCCAACCUGCAGAAGCAGUACGAGAACUGGCAGCCAAGGGCCAGGUACAAGCAGAGCCUGGACCCCACGGUGGACGAGGUGAAGAAGCUGUGCACGUCCCUGCGGCGCAACGCCAAGGAGGAGCGGGUGCUGUUCCACUACAACGGGCACGGGGUGCCCCGGCCCACCGUCAACGGGGAGAUCUGGGUCUUCAACAAGAACUACACCCAGUACAUCCCACUCUCCAUAUAUGACCUGCAGACCUGGAUGGGGAGUCCUUCCAUCUUCGUCUACGACUGCUCCAACGCCGGCCUUAUUGUCAAAUCCUUCAAGCAAUUUGCACUACAGAGGGAGCAGGAGCUGGAGGUGGCUGCCAUCAACCCCAACCACCCCCUGGCGCAGAUGCCGCUGCCCCCCUCCAUGAAGAACUGCAUCCAGCUGGCAGCCUGCGAGGCCAACGAGCUGCUGCCCAUGAUCCCCGACCUGCCAGCUGACCUGUUCACCUCCUGCCUCACCACCCCCAUCAAGAUCGCCCUGCGCUGGUUCUGCAUGCAGAAGAGUGUCAGGCUGGUGCCAGGAGUCACGCUGGAUUUAAUAGAGAAGAUUCCUGGAAGGCUGAACGACAGGAGGACUCCCCUGGGAGAGCUGAACUGGAUCUUCACAGCCAUCACAGACACCAUCGCCUGGAACGUCCUGCCCAGGGAUCUUUUCCAGAAGCUCUUCCGGCAGGACCUGCUCGUGGCCAGCUUGUUCCGGAACUUUCUCCUGGCCGAGAGGAUCAUGAGGUCGUACAACUGCACCCCCGUGAGCAGCCCCCGGCUGCCCCCCACCUACAUGCAUGCCAUGUGGCAAGCCUGGGACCUGGCUGUUGACAUUUGCCUUUCCCAGUUACCCACAAUUAUCGAGGAGGGAACUGCCUUCAGGCACAGCCCCUUCUUCGCGGAGCAGCUCACGGCCUUCCAGGUGUGGCUGACCAUGGGCGUGGAGAACCGCAACCCCCCGGAGCAGCUGCCCAUCGUCCUGCAGGUGCUGCUGAGCCAGGUGCACCGGCUGCGAGCUCUGGAUCUGCUGGGAAGGUUCCUGGACCUGGGGCCCUGGGCUGUCAGUUUGGCCCUCUCUGUUGGCAUUUUCCCGUAUGUGCUGAAGCUGCUUCAGAGUUCAGCCCGUGAGCUGCGACCUCUCCUCGUCUUCAUCUGGGCCAAAAUCCUGGCAGUGGACAGUUCAUGCCAGGCUGACCUGGUGAAGGACAAUGGACACAAGUAUUUCCUUUCGGUUCUGGCAGAUCCUUAUAUGCCAGCUGAACACAGGACAAUGACAGCAUUUAUCCUGGCUGUGAUUGUGAACAACUACAACACUGGGCAGGAAGCUUGCCUUCAGGGAAACCUGAUUGCCAUUUGCCUGGAGCAGCUGAACGACCCCCACCCGCUCCUCAGGCACUGGGUGGCCAUUUGUCUGGGCAGGAUUUGGCAGAACUUUGACUCGGCCAGGUGGUGUGGGGUGAGGGACAGCGCUCACGAGAAGCUCUACAGCCUCCUCUCCGAUCCCAUCCCAGAGGUUCGCUGUGCUGCUGUCUUUGCCCUGGGGACGUUCGUGGGGAACUCAGCAGAGCGCACGGAUCACUCCACCACCAUCGACCACAACGUGGCCAUGAUGCUGGCCCAGCUCAUCAACGACGGCAGCCCCAUGGUGCGCAAGGAGCUGGUGGUGGCCCUGAGUCACCUGGUGGUUCAGUACGAGAGCAAUUUCUGCACCGUGGCUUUGCAGUUCAUAGAAGAGGAGAAGAAUUACCCUCUGCCUUCCCCAGCUGCCACAGAGGGGGGCAGCCUGACCCCGGUGCGGGACGGGCCGUGCACGCCCCGGCUGCGCUCCGUCAGCUCCUACGGCAACAUCCGAGCCGUGACCACCGCCAGGAACCUCAACAAGUCCCUGCAGAACCUCAGCCUGAACGAGGAGUCUGGAAGCUCUGUUGCAUUUUCCCCUGGGAAUCUGAGCACGAGCAGCAGUGCCAGCAGCACCUUGGGCAGCCCCGAGAAUGAGGAGUACAUCCUGUCCUUUGAGACCAUCGACAAGAUGAGACGAGUCAGCUCCUACUCCUCCCUCAACUCCCUCAUAGGUGUGAGUUUCAACAGUGUUUAUACCCAAAUUUGGAGGGUGCUCCUUCACUUGGCUGCCGACCCCUAUCCCGACGUCUCCGACCUGGCCAUGAAGGUUCUCAACAGCAUUGCCUACAAGAUAAUGCAAGUGGGACUGGCCUGCAGACUGAAGCCACAACGGCUCUCCAACCCAGGUGAACUAGUACAUGCCACGGUCAACGCUCGCCCCCAGCGCAUCCUGGACACCUCCUCGCUCACCCAGUCGGCCCCCGCCAGCCCCACCAACAAGGGGAUGCACAUCCACCAAGUGGGAGGGUCCCCCCCGACCACGAGCACGAGCAGCUCCAGCCUGACCAACGACGUGACCAAGCAGCCCGUGAGCCGGGACAUGGCGUCCGUGCGUCCUGCCAACGUGGGCAACGUGGGGGUCCAGUACACCCCCCACUCCCACCAGUUCCCCAGGACCAGGAAAAUGUUCGACAAAGGGCCAGAGCAGACGGCCGACGAUGCCGACGACGCCGUGGGGCACAAGAGUUUCAUCUCGGCCUCGGUGCAGACGGGAUUCUGCGACUGGAGCGCCAAGUACUUCGCCCAGCCCGUGAUGAAGAUCCCUGAGGAGCACGACCUGGAGAGCCAGAUCCGCAAGGAGAGGGAGUGGCGGUUCCUGCGCAACGCCCGGGUCAGGAAGCAGGCCCAGAAGAUCAUCCAGAAGGGGAUUUCCCGGCUGGACGAUCAGAUCUUCCUCAACAGGAACCCGGGGGUGCCCUCGGUGGUGAAGUUCCACCCCUUCACUCCCUGCAUCGCCGUGGCUGACAAGGACAGCAUCUGUUUUUGGGACUGGGAGAAAGGGGAGAAGCUGGACUAUUUCCACAACGGGAACCCUCGGUACACCCGGAUCACAGCGAUGGAGUACCUGAAUGGCCAGGACUGCUCCCUGCUGCUCACUGCCACAGACGAUGGUGCCAUCAGGGUGUGGAAGAACUUUGCAGACCUGGAGAAGAACCCCGAGAUGGUGACGGCCUGGCAGGGGCUGUCGGACAUGCUGCCAACCACACGAGGUCUGGCCCGAAGGGUUUCAAUCUAUCUUGACAGAAGUAAGCAGGGAGGGGCAGGGAUGGUGGUCGACUGGGAACAAGAAACUGGGCUCCUGAUGACCUCGGGAGACGUGAGGAUAAUCCGGAUCUGGGACACGGAUCGGGAGAUGAAAGUACAGGACAUCCCCACAGGAGCUGACAGCUGUGUCACCAGCCUGUCCUGCAACUCCCACCGCUCGCUCAUCGUGGCGGGGCUGGGGGACGGCUCCAUCCGCGUCUUCGACAGGAGGAUGGCCCUCAGUGAAUGCCGGGUCAUGACCUACCGGGAGCACACGGCCUGGGUGGUGAAGGCUUACCUGCAGAAACACCCCGAGGGCAACAUCAUGAGCGUCAGCGUCAACGGGGACGUGCGGUUCUUCGACCCCCGGAUGCCCGAGUCCAUGAAGGUCCUGCAGAUCGUCAAGGGGCUCACGGCCCUCGACAUCCACCCUCAGGCCAACCUCUUCGCCUGUGGCUCCAUGAAUCAGUUCACUGCUAUCUACAACGGGAACGGGGAGCUGAUCAACAACAUCAAAUACUACGACGGGUUCAUGGGCCAGAGAGUCGGAGCCAUCAGCUGCCUGGCCUUCCACCCUCACUGGCCCCACCUGGCCGUCGGGAGCAAUGACUACUACAUCUCAGUGUACUCGGUGGAGAAGAGGAUCAGAUAACGGCGAGCGAGCGGGUCCGGGGCAGGGCCUCCUGUACAUAGUGAAAUCAUCGACUUGAAUGUUUCGUGUUGGCUGCUGCUGCACCCCAUAACUUGAACAUUUGUUUUUCUGACUUAGCUACUGAUGGGUUUGACAAGGGGAAGAGACAAUCUCCUUUUUUUUUUUGUUUUCGUUUCGUUUCGUUUUCCAGCUAUAUCCUCUAAAAGCUA